Molecule: messenger RNA, 1197 nt
Organism: Macroventuria anomochaeta
Lineage: Eukaryota; Fungi; Ascomycota; Dothideomycetes; Pleosporales; Didymellaceae
Product: ketohexokinase-like protein
Exons: 4
Coding region: 42-1103 (353 amino acids)
Molecular function (GO): kinase activity
Source: RefSeq, a predicted model, not a curated record
UGACAUCAUAGCCAAACAGGCUUCGUCAACACGCAAGCAAGAUGCCGCACAUCAUUUGCGUUGGUGCGGUGUAUAUGGACACAAUCCUCUCGAUUCCCCAUUUCCCAAAAGAAGACGAGAAGCUCCGGGCCACAAACCUCAUCCGCCGCCGUGGCGGCAACACCGCCAACACGCUCGAAGUCAUCUCGCAACUCCUGCCUGCACACAACUUCGACUCGGAAACAUCGACUUACUCCACGGAACUGUCUCUCCUCACCGUUCUACCCGACCAAACCUCACCGGAUACGCAGGUUGUGAUCUCCUCGCUCCCGGAUGUAUCCACCAGGCUUUUCCAGUACCGGCAAGGCCAGCAGGUCGCAGCCAGCAGCUACAUCAUGCAGUCCGCUGCGAACCUAACACGGACGAUUAUCAGUGCGAAUCCGCUGGAAGAGAUGACCGUGGAGGAAUUUAAAGGCGCCAUUAAGCCUCUCAUUACCGCAGACAUUGGCAAGGAAGACGUGUGGAUUCACUUUGAAGGUCGGAUUCCGGAGGUGUUGUUGCAGUGUGUGACCUGGUUGAGGCAGAAGUACGGGUAUCAUGGGAAAGUGAGGGUCAGCGUGGAGUGCGAGAAGCCUGACAGGAUUGGCAUGAAGGAUGUCGCGGCGUUGGCGGAUGUGGUGUUUUACUCGAGGAUUUGGGCAGAAGCCCACUCUGACACAUCCACAUGCGCACCACCCAUCACUGCCUCCUCAUUCCUGAACUCCCAACUUCCCCUCACCCACCCCAACGCAACCCUCAUAUGCACCUGGGGCUCUUCCGGCGCUGAAGCCCUCCGCAAGACCACUAACGGCCCCACACUAUCCGCGUCAGAGUCCGGUUGGAGGCCUUCAGCAGAUCAAGCCGGACAACCCAUCGACACCGUUGGCGCUGGAGAUACAUUUAUUGCUGGUAUGCUGUACACGCUGGUUGAGCAGCCGAAGUGGGGAAUCGAUGAGCGAUUGGCGUUUGCGAAUGAACUCGCUGGACGGAAAGUUUAUAGACAGGGGUUUAGUGGGCUGGGAGAGGAGAUCAAGGGGUGUGAGAGGUGGGGGGAGAAGUUGGCAAAGCGUCCACAGCCGGGUUAGGGGCCUGGGUUUGGGGAGAUCUGAGUCGAUGGUUGGGCGUGGAGUCAGGGUAUCCAAUCUCUGCCGACAGAUAGAACUUGAUUUUCGUCCUAUA